Molecule: messenger RNA, 4564 nt
Organism: Formica exsecta
Lineage: Eukaryota; Metazoa; Arthropoda; Insecta; Hymenoptera; Formicidae
Product: zinc finger protein 835-like
Exons: 5
Coding region: 3117-4112 (331 amino acids)
Biological process (GO): regulation of transcription by RNA polymerase II
Molecular function (GO): RNA polymerase II cis-regulatory region sequence-specific DNA binding; DNA-binding transcription factor activity, RNA polymerase II-specific
Source: RefSeq, a predicted model, not a curated record
CGAAUAUUUUUAUAUUUCUUUCUAUAAUAGUUUAAUUAGCUUAUAAAACAAGAUCAUAGUUAUGUGUGCGCUUCAAGAUUAGAUCUCUAAAAAAAAAAUAUCGCUAACAUUGUUCGAUAUAAUCCCGAAAUUGACUAAAAUACGUCGGCGCGUUUACCUUCUUCAAUAAGAAGAUGCCGUAAUAUACGAAGAUGUUUAAUUGCUAAAAUCGUUUGCACUAUAUUUAAUAUUUCAAGCAUGGCGUUUUACGCCCCAUUUGCUCUCAUUAUCAACUACAGUCUUUAUAUCCUUGAAAAGGAGCACAGAUAAUUUUAACCCCAUCAUUAUAAUUGCAAAUUGUAUUAAUGGAUGUAAAUGGAAUUAUUUUCCAUGAUAUUUCUUAAAUUCCUACUUAUCAAUUCACGCGAAAUAUUUUGUAACUAGAAUCUAGAAUUAGACCUCACUUUCAAAUCACCUGCGCAAAGAUUCGCUCUAUAUGUACAUUUCUCCGCGUUUUUUAUCAAACGAUCAACGACCUCGAUGAAAAUCAUGUCCUGGAUUAAUUCAGGAUAAAUUGAGAAGAAAUGAAAAUUAAUGAAAUCUUCGAAGAAUUUUAUAUCCCGGAUAUCGGCAUUAAUCUCACCUAUGUGUUAUUUUCUGACUAAUCACGGAUGAAGCUCGAAUCUUAAAUGAAUGACAGACAAAAUAUAUAUACAUAUAUGCAACGUUGUAUAUCUAAGGUCAACCUCGCACCGAUAAACGAGCGAUCGAACUCCUGGCAAUGGCAAUGGCUCGGAUGGGACACCUUUAUCGGGACCCGUGUCGCGCUCUAGGUCAAAGCCAUCGCGAAAUAAAAAGCAUUGCAUACAAAAUGAUUGACAUUACUCGCUCGAAACGCGUCCUUCGCUCUUUCUUCUUCUCGGCAUUAAUGUAAUUCGAAAAAAAUUUCCGUUCCGUUUCGAGUCUCGCGAUACUACCGAGAUAUUUUCGUAAUCGGAAAACAACCGACGUAAAUUUCAGACUUUCAUCGCCGUUAUAUUAUUAGAGUACUGAAUGGUUUCUGAACCAAAUUAAACUUUCACAUAAAAACGAAACAAACGUCCAGUCAGUAUGAGAUUUAUCCCAAUUUAAAAGAAGAAAAAUAUUCUACCGGAUUUUUGUGCAAUGAUCUGAAAAAAUUUUAAAAUUUUAAAAUUAUUAUUUUUUCUAUAACAUUAUAAUAACAAAUAUUGGCAGGUGCGAGAUAUUUUUGAAAUAUUUGUGAUGUUCAAAUCUACGGAUUUUAAAUUUCCGAGAACAUAUACAUAUGUAAAAAUGUAUAUUUAAAAAUGCAUAAAUAAGACAAUGUGCACUUUUAAAAAUUGUUCAAAUUUUUACGAUAAUUAUUUAUCAUCUAAACACCAAGUUGUCCAAUUGUAAAAAAUUUCUUCAAGGUAGAUCCAGAAUCAUAAUAUUUCGGUAUAUUCUUCCGCAUAUACGAUCGACCAAAGUGGAUCCAGCAGCCCGCUUCUCGAAUUACAUCACGAAUCGAAAUUGACAAUAUAUCUGGCAGCCAAGCCACAUGCACGACAGCGCAAUGAUAUCUUCGAGACAUCCCCGAAGACUAGAAGAGGAUAGUCUCUCUCUUUCAACAACCCGUGCGGCGAUUUGUCCGACGAAAUCGGCGAUAGCUGGCGUGCGAGCAUCGCGAUUAAUUCGCAUCCCGGGAGACCGUAAAUAAGCGGGCUAAUAGCUCGAUCAGUAGGGAUGGGAUCAAGUUCAAUAUGUGUCGAUCACGAAUUUGAAUCAAUUUUGAUACUAUUUUAAUUCAUUUCACAGAGUUGGGCAGGUAUCACUCACAUAUAAAAAACUACGAUUUUAUUCUUCGUAAAAAGCAUUAUUUUUGGAGCCUAGAAUGAGUAGGUGCAGAGUUUGAAGUUAAUAUAUUAAAUGGAAACAAAUCGGAAUAAUGCUUGAAUGAGAGGCAUUACGAUUUCGAUGGAAUCCAAGCAGUGAACUGAUUAUCAUUAUGUGAUUGUCUAGUAAUGUAGAAUUAUAAAGAGUUCUCGAAACGUCUCAGAUUUCUACCCAGGUCAUUUAUGAGAUAAGAAUUUCUUUUAAAAUCCGUCCCUUUUGAGAAAGCUUGGUCUUUGAGUAAACUUUUCCCUUUUGAAACCGCAUUAUUUUUGUCCUUCCUCAUUUUGGCAUUCUAUUUCAGUUUCCACAGAAAACUUUCAAAAGUGAUCGAUGGUAUUUCGUGUCGUCAAAACAUCGUCUGAACGAAAUUUCGCCAUUGACCGUUAUUGGAAAUUUCACGACUGUUGCGAAAUACUUAAUCCCAUCUCUACCGAUUAUGCGAACCGGGAAAGAUAAACCGACGACAAGUCGCCGUUGACGAUGGCGGUGAUGGCGUUCUGGAACUAGUCGUGGUCGCACGCGUGCGAUCGCGACUCCCUGGGGAUCGGCGCAGUGACGGUACCGGGUGGCACAGGCUAGCAUCCUUAUCUCGGGGGAGCCGUGCGCCACAAUCUCUCUCUGUAUCGUCAUACACUCUUGUCGACGUCUUCUCAUCUGGAGGAUUCGACCACCAGUUGCAGUCUCGGCACGACCCUCGACUAGUCGUGACGCGCGGAUCGACGUUUCCGAUCGUGUGUCAUCUUUCGUGACACCGUCAUUGUGCGAGGUUUCGAGAGUGCACAGUUUCGCACUCGCCGCGGCAAAAUCGGUUUAUCAGUAUAUCAGUAGUUUAGAAAUUUAAAAAUCGCAAAGUCUCUUUCUCUCUCUUAAUUACUUAUAACAAAAAAAGAAAUAUGAAUGAGAAAUAUGCCAUUAAAUUUUUGUAUAACGCUCAGGAUACUUUAUAAUAUGAACACUUCUUUCCUAUUAUCGAGAGACAAUUUGAAAAUCGUAUGACAUUGUGAUUAAUUAAUACGAGCGAAUCUCUUAACCGGACGUUUAAAUAUAUCGCAAACAAUUACUAAAGUUUGCUUUGUUAGUUUCAUGCGAAUCGUGAUGCAGUGAUUAAUAAACAGAUAAUCGUGUCAUGAUAACGGGAAACACAUCUGAAUCGAUCUUCAGAGUAAUCAUGUAAACUUCGGAUUAAAUUCUUAUUUUGAAAAUUAUUAUCGCACGUAGUCGCCAAUUUGCAUAAGAAGUACAUGAAACAGACUUCGUAUUUAUUCGAUAAAUUUUUUAAUAUGAUUGAGGAAGCUACGACGUUCGAUAUGACGGAUGAACUACUCUUCUCCGCUCUGGGAUUGACGAUGGACACCAGUGUCGAAAGACAGCUAUUCUCGCCGGUCAAGACAAAUCUAUCUAGCGAUUACGAAGUAUCGUGUACUCUGCUUAGCAACGAUUUUGAUAUACACGAUAGUGAUCAGUUGAACGCGACAAAUCCAAAAGAUUGUUAUACUGACUUAACUUGCUCUUUGCAAUCAUCUUGGAAUGACUGGUCGACUACUAACACGCCUACAUCAUCAGGUUGUUUAAGCGAAUUGAGCGAAUUGGACUCUGAGCUAGAUUGGUGUCUAGAGAGAAGCUGGGACUCUGGCCUCCCAGAAAGAACACCAUUAUGUACUGCAGGGUGCGAAGGCUUUCUGCAUUUACCGCCUUUACCAAAUUCACAACAGAUGCCAAAAUACGAAGAACCGUUGUUAGUACUCGGAAUCGAUUUACGAGCAUUGGAGAACGAAUUUGGAAUAAAUACGAUAGAUUAUAAUAAUAAUCAGUUAGACAACGAUCCUCUAAUUCCAUCAGCAGCUACCGCUGCAUUAGCAACGCAUGAUUACACCAAUCGUAGCUUAGCAAAUGCAGCCGAAGAUCGAUGCUUUCCAUGUACCUAUCAAGGCUGUGUAAAGGUCUAUGCCAAAGCUUCUCACUUGAAAGCUCAUUUACGGCGGCACACCGGCGAAAAGCCGUUCGCAUGCACCUGGACCGGUUGCGGAUGGCGUUUCAGUCGAUCGGACGAGCUAGCGAGGCAUCGACAAUCGCACUCGGGCGUUAAACCGUAUCCCUGCGAAAUGUGCUCCAAGAGAUUCGCGCGCAGCGAUCAUCUGGCCAAACAUCGUAAAGUGCACCGAAAAAACACCUAUCCCUUAUUCCAUGGUGCUAGAGGACUGCGCGGCGACAAGAUGAACGUUUUACCGACGGAUUAAUUUAAAUCUCUAAGAUAUUUCGCGUUUCUUAAAUUUUUUUUCCUGAUCGAUAAAGCUAGACAAAGCUUAUCGUCGACGAGACAAGUUUUAUGCUAUAACAUAUAGCUUCUAUAUAAAUCGACAAGUACUUAAAACGUUUCUAUAAAAAUAGUUAAUGUAGAAAUAACUUACCAAAUAAAUAAUAAUUCUUAACAUUUUCGGCGGCUAAUAUUACUUGGAUUUUCAAUAUAUUUUUUACAAUCUUAAAGAAAUAAAAGAUAUUUAGUUUACUUAGAAUCUUUCUAACGAAAACACAAGAUAAACUAAAAAGUUAUAUUAAAUUCAAAGAGAGAUCAGUUCAAUUUAAUAUUAAUCCAAUCAGUCCUAUUAGCGGCAGUUAAAAUUAUUACGAUAGGAAACUUUUAUCGGCGAUGUAUAUAGAGCAAUAAUAAAUUCUAAGAAAAUGCAUUAUU